AAAACCUGGUAUCCAUUUUUCUUCGAUUACAUUAUAUGUUUCUCCAUAAAAUUCACGAAUCGAAUAUUUUAUUUUCCAACUCAACUCCCUUAUUACAAUAGGGAGUUAAGCUUAUAAAUCUGUUGUGAAAAUGGGGCAUCUAAUCAUACAUGAUAUUUGUAAUUCAAAUAAAUCAUUUUAGUUUAGAUAAAUUGAAUUGAUUUUAUCUCCCAUCUAUCUCAAUACAACUCACUACGAAAUUAACUAUAACUCUAUAGGAGUUACCGACCACGGCAGAGUUCUGUCCAUGUAUGAAUAGUAAAACGUAGGCACAAAACCAAUCUUGAUGACCUCUUGAAGCUAAUAAACCAUUUGUUUGCACAUUGUGUUUAACGAAUUCACGUAAUAUUGUUAUAAUAUUACUUUUGCACACAAAUAAUGUCAUAAUCUCACUUAAGCAAGCAAGCCGCGUGAGGCACAUUAUACCUUUUUUAAAGUAUAUUAUUUAGUGACCAGAAUGAUGUUUGGGCACCAUAUUUAUGUAAUCUCCAGUAAGAACGCAAAGAUUUCUACAAAAAUUUAGUUAUAUUAUUUGCUUAGAUUUAUGGAAGUUUCAAGUCACAAAAUGGGGAAGAUGCAACUUAAAGUUGGAUGUGAAGGCAACACCGCGUCUUAAUUAAAAAGCCAAUCCCCACUUCCAUUAGCCGUGAAACACCAAACCUUAUGGCUUUUUUAAUCUCUAAAUAUCCACAUGUUUAUUAUAUAUAUGCAUGCUCAUUUUUAUGAUGUCCAAUUAAUAACAUAUACAUACAUAUUUAUUUUCUAACUGAAUGAAGAUUCACGUAGGUUCGUCGAAAGAGUUAAGUUGAACACGAGAUACUUUCAUAUUACCUCACACCUAAGUUUUAGAAAGUGAAAUUAUAAAAAUACUACAAGCACUUAGAAGUUAAAAACUAACGAUUGCUAUAAUUUAUAGGCGUAAUUCAUAAACAAGGAGUUAACAUAUAAAAAUUUCGUUCUUUCAUUUUUGUUGUUGAACUGAUAAAUUAUUUGAACACCUGAAUUUAAUAUACCCACAAAGAUAUAAUCCUUAGUAUAUAUGAUUUGAUGAAUCUAAUGUCUUAAAAACUUAUGAAAUUUCAUUUGAAUAAGGACAAAUUAAUAUUAAACAAAAAUCAUAUUUCUUUCUGUGACAAACAACCAGCAAAAUCAGGAUCAUCAGAUCAUAAACACAAGACACAUGUAAGAAUGACAAAGCAAAGAGGCAAUAGUACCCUUCUCUCUUCCUUGCAUAUAUAUAUAAAACCUCAUCUCCCUUGUUUUAGCAAUAUACUCACUCACAUCUCUCUCUCUCUCUCUCUAACACACAAACACAAAGAAUAUGGACAAAACACAAACUUGGUCUUGAAGAAAACCCCAAAACGCAGCGUUUUAUCAGAAAAACCAAAGAAUCAGUCGAUCAUGGCUUCUACUUCUACUACCUUACUUCCUUCUACUCCAACCCAGUUUCUUGAUCGUUCUUUAAGACACAAUCUUCAAUCUCUAUCAUUCUCCUCUUCGCCAACACUCGGAAACAAGAAACUAAACCCCUGUUCUGUUUCCUCCUCCAACAACAAAACCUUCUCCAUCUCGUCUUCUCUCCAGUCUCCGGCGACAUAUCAACCACCGUCUUGGAAGAAACUAUGCAACGACGUCGCCUCCUUGAUCACCAAAACAACGAGUCACAACCCGAUACAGAGAACCGCCGCUACGAUCUUAGACGCGGUGGAGAACGCCAUGGUCUCCCACGAGCGCCGCCGUCAUCCGCUCCCUAAAACGGCGGACCCCGCCGUGCAAAUUGCCGGAAACUUCUUCCCGGUCCCGGAGCAGCCGGUUAAGCACAACCUUCCGGUGACGGGAACAGUGCCAGAGUGUAUCCAAGGAGUCUACGUCAGAAACGGAGCUAAUCCGCUUCACAAACCGAUCUCCGGCCACCAUUUUUUCGACGGAGACGGUAUGAUUCACGCGGUCCGGUUUAAUAACGGUUCGGUUAGUUAUUCAUGCCGGUUUACCGAAACAAACCGGUUUGUUCAAGAGCGAGAACUGGGCCGGUCUGUUUUCCCCAAAGCGAUAGGAGAGCUUCACGGACACUUGGGGAUCGCUAAGCUAAUGCUAUUUAACGCACGUGGGCUAUUCGGUUUACUCGACCCGACCCAAGGACUCGGCGUGGCUAACGCCGGUUUAGUCUAUUUCAACGGUCAUCUCUUAGCAAUGUCCGAAGACGAUUUACCGUACCACGUAAAAGUCACCCAAACCGGAGAUUUAGAAACCUCGGGCCGGUACGAUUUCGACGGUCAGCUAAAAUCGACAAUGAUCGCCCACCCGAAACUCGACCCGGAAACCCGCGAGCUAUUCGCUCUCAGCUACGACGUCGUUUCGAAGCCUUACUUAAAAUACUUCAGAUUCUCAUCGGACGGUCAAAAAUCCCCCGACGUCGAGAUCCCGCUCGACCAACCGACAAUGAUCCACGACUUCGCGAUCACCGAGAACUUCGUCGUGGUCCCCGACCAGCAAGUGGUGUUCAGGCUACCGGAGAUGAUCCGCGGCGGCUCCCCGGUGGUUUACGACAAAAACAAGAAAUCAAGAUUCGGUGUUUUGGACAAAUACGCUGAAGACGCUUCGUCGAUGCGGUGGAUCGAAGUGGAAGACUGCUUCUGUUUCCAUCUCUGGAACGCUUGGGAAGAGGCGGAGACAGACGAGGUUGUCGUGAUCGGGUCAUGCAUGACGCCACCCGACUCGAUAUUCAACGAACACGACGAAACACUUCAGAGUGUUUUGUCGGAGAUAAGACUAAACCUGAGAACAGGGGAGUCCACGCGUCGGCCGGUUAUCUCCGAGGAAUUAAAUCUCGAAGCCGGUAUGGUAAACCGGAAUCUUUUAGGUAGGAAAACCCGGUUUGCGUACCUUGCUUUAACCGAACCGUGGCCUAAAGUGUCCGGUUUCGCGAAAGUGGACUUAUCGACAGGAGAGGUUCAGAAAUAUAUAUACGGUGACGGGAAAUAUGGAGGAGAGCCUCUGUUUAUGCCAGAGGGUUCCAGUUACGCCGGAGAGGGCGGUGGUUACGUUAUGGUGUUUGUUCACGACGAGGAGAAUGUGAGAUCUGAACUACAAAUCAUAAAUGCAGGUAGUCUGAAGCUUGAAGCUACGGUUACGCUUCCAUCGAGAGUUCCUUAUGGUUUCCACGGAACUUUUAUCAGUAAUGAAGAUUUAUUGAAGCAAGCUUUGUGUUAAUCUCAGAUUAACAUUUUAGGUUUUUUAAAAAAAUAUUAUAAAUGUUAUAUAGUCUAUGAGAAUUGUUGCCUGAGGGAUUGUUGUGCAUUAGUCCCCGGGGUCGAAUCUCUUCAUUUUUUUUUGUGUGGAUGUGUAUAAUUAAUAUUUAAACCAAUUAGAGAAUUAAUUACAAGCUGAAGCUGACACAAAA
Brassica rapa (field mustard) is the source of this 3439-nucleotide messenger RNA. Its product is annotated as 9-cis-epoxycarotenoid dioxygenase NCED9, chloroplastic. Lineage: Eukaryota; Viridiplantae; Streptophyta; Magnoliopsida; Brassicales; Brassicaceae. Gene Ontology annotation, molecular function: carotenoid dioxygenase activity. Gene Ontology annotation, biological process: carotene catabolic process. The record is from RefSeq and is a predicted model, not a curated record. Gene Ontology annotation, cellular component: chloroplast stroma.